CUGGACAAAAGUUGGUAAUGGCAUUAGGAUUCUCUCAUCCUAUUGAUUUUGUAUUACCACAAGGUAUUGCUGCAGUAGUAGACAAAGAUCCAAAAGAUAAGCAACUUAUUGGUGAAACCGCAGCUAAGCUUAGAAAACUUAAAGCACCUGAACCAUACAAAGGUAAAGGAAUUAGAUACUUCGGUGAAACAAUCAAACUUAAAGCUGGUAAAGCUGCUAAGAAA
Molecule: messenger RNA, 224 nt
Organism: Darwinula stevensoni
Lineage: Eukaryota; Metazoa; Arthropoda; Ostracoda; Podocopida; Darwinulidae
Source: the annotation of a GenBank genome assembly